AAGUGAUGGUCGAAUGGAUUGGUAUAUAAAUGGUUAUGUUCUGUGUUUGACUGAAUGGAAAAACCAGUCCAAUUUGGUAGACCAGGCGCCGCCGUGUGCCUCAUCGAGUUGGGCCUCGAAGUACUUGAGCGCCUCAUCGACGAUGAGGCGCUCAAGUACUUCGAGGCCCAACUCGAUGAGGCACACGGCGGCGCCUGGUCUACCAAAUUGGACUGUGACAAUAUCUGAUGAGACAAUGAAUUCGCUUCCAAUUCUUCAUAAGUUGACCGACACUUCGAUGAGAAGUCCAAAUGUUUUCUCAAAUCUACAAUUCAGUCAAAGUCUGUCAAAUACGACAAUUAAAUUCCUGAAUCAACUCUUCUCAAGACAUAAAUCAAGACGAAUGAAAGAUGUGAUAAAGUGUACGAACGCCUCAAACUCUUUAAACAAUGUAUGUCUUGUGAUGCGAUCGCAACAGUCGACCACAAUGUUUAACCAAAGCCAACAGAACUCAGUGACCGAAUGCUAUCAUUUGCAGACAUCGGUCACACCUUCAGUCACUUUUGCCAAUAGAGGCGAUGGACUCGUUUCCGUGCAUUUAAUGGAUCGCAUUAUGAUUAACGACAAUGAAUUGUAUUCAAUGGGAUUAUCGCACAAUCAAAACGAUUACAACACUCACACAAAUCAUAACUCAUUACAAUUAUCGCCGCUUUCACUCAACAGUGAUUCUCUACAAGAGUACGACAUUAAAGGCAAGCAAUGGUUUUAUGGAUCCACACAACGAGACAAUGCCACCAAAAUGUUGGACAACUGUCCCAUCGGUUCGUUUAUAGUCCGACGUUCAACGACUCAACAAAAUUGUUUCGCUCUCACCCUAAGAGUUCCCAACGAUUAUCAUUUGACAGGAAUCGCACACUAUUUGAUUGUCAUGACUGAGAGACAAACUUUUAAAAUAAAGGGUUUCUCCAAAGAAUUCCAAAGCAUUGAAUGCCUUGUUAUACAUCACAGUAUUAUGAAAGAACUGCUUCCCUGUCCACUACUCCUUCCCAACAAUCAAAUCAAAACCUUAUUAAACAAAAAUUAUUUCAAUUGUUCACAAAAUGCAAAUCUAAAUAAUUUGAACGACAAUUCAAGCGAAGAUAUAUUGGUUGACAUCGAUUCAGAUCCCAAUUACCAGAAGAUUCUAAUUAAUUUCCUUAAACGAUGUCUGUAUGUCUCGAAUAUGACUCGUGAGGCAUACGGCGGGAGAUUGCCGUCAAAGAAGUUGAGGGCGGAUGUGAUGGAAACAAUAACAAUACUGAGAAGUCUGCGGUGUUUGACAGAAAUGUGUGCCAAUUGUGGUCAUAAUUUGCGGAAACGUCUCGAAGUCGACGACUGUUUUUGGUCUGAGAAAGCCGUAGACAAACGCGAGAGCGCUUUGAUAUGUGCGCGGCCUAAAGUCAAGUGUUGGACACAACCAUAUCGUGUGAGUCCUCCCAAUUCACACCACGAUUUCGGAGUCUUUGCAAAAUUUUUGGACAAAGAUAUUGAAGAGCUCAUCGUUGGCCGCAAUUGUGGUGAAAGGAUUGCAAUACACUUGGAUUCGCGACAUUCUUCCCGUCGACCACUUGUCAAACACAUCCACGGCUUUGGCAUUCAAAUUGUGGACAAUCGACGUCUCGAAGUCGACGACUGUUUUUGGUCUGAGAAAGCCGUAGACAAACGCGAGAGCGCUUUGAUAUGUGCGCGGCCUAAAGUCAAGUGUUGGACACAACCAUAUCGUGUGAGUCCUCCCAAUUCACACCACGAUUUCGGAGUCUUUGCAAAAUUUUUAGACAAACUUAGAUCAGUGAUCACAGCAGAGAUGUUGAAGAGCUCAUCGUUGGCCGCAAUUGUGGUGAAAGGAUUGCAAUACACUUGGAUUCGCGACAUUCUUCCCGUCGACCACUUGUCAAACACAUCCACGGCUUUGGCAUUCAAAUUGUGGACAAUCGGUGGCAUUGAGUUG
This is a messenger RNA of Medioppia subpectinata, 1966 nucleotides long. The record is from the annotation of a GenBank genome assembly. NCBI's taxonomy places the organism in Eukaryota, Metazoa, Arthropoda, Arachnida, Sarcoptiformes, Oppiidae.